Soboliphyme baturini is the source of this 861-nucleotide messenger RNA. Lineage: Eukaryota; Metazoa; Nematoda; Enoplea; Dioctophymatida; Soboliphymatidae. The record is from the annotation of a GenBank genome assembly.
UCACUGGUCCACGACAUAAUGUACAGCAGCGAAAACAAUGUACUGGUUGGUCUGCAAGACGGUAAAGUGAUUGUUUGGUGCUGUCCAAGUAUUGCAUUCAUCGAAAAGGAUAUUGCACCGUUAGCUGUAAUCGAAAAAAGCGAUUCGAACAUCGAGAAAACUCACCAAAUUUUGGGCAUAAACCGAUGCCAAAUCUGUGUUCGCAGAAUCGACGGUUGCGUCUUAUACUAUAGCGUUGCAACGUUUCUUUGGUCGUUGUAUGAAUUUUGUUCAAAGGACCAAUGGAGUAGCGCCGUGCGAUUGUGUCGUUUGGCAAACCUCGAUCACCUAUGGGCAACUUUGGCCUGCCUAUCUUUGCAAAGGAAAAACUUUUGCGUCGCAGAGACAGCCUAUGCGGAGCUCAAUCAGAUAGUGAAAUUGAAAUUCAUCAAGAGAUGCCGUUCGAUCACUGACGGCGUACAGCUGUCAGCGGAAGCAAUGCUUUUGUCUGGAGACAUCAACGGGGCAGAACAAAUUUAUCUGCAUAACAAAUUAAUUCUUCAGGCGGUCAUGCUAAAUAUAAUUUACCAACAAUGGGAACAUGCACUCGACCUUGCGAUGAGAUACGAAAAAUAUCAAGCCAUUGUGAUUGGCUUCAGGCAACAGUACUUGGAGGAAAACAACUGCAGCGAGAGUAUUGCUAAGUUUUUGGAGAUAAAUGAUGAGGUUUCUCUGCUGGGGCAUUUAACUGCUUCGCUUCAUCCGAAGGAUUUCUGUCUGGAGCAAGCGACAAAAUUGCAGUUGCCUGACAGACGUGACGGUGAACGAGUGCUGGCGACGUGCCGCCUGUGCCUAUUUGCUGCCACCUCUGGCAAAAGAUGA